AUGGCAGAUGUUACGAGGAGGUGGAUAUCGCGUGUUCUUGUGACAGUUUUGGCAUGCGUGCUGUUUCCUGCUUACGGUUUCGCCGAGUCAGAUGGCGAGGAAUACAAGGGCAAGUACCUUGGAAAGUUGAACGCGUAUCAUCAUCAGGUAUCUGGUGACGUUUACGUGGUCGACGAGUACACGUUGCUACUCACUUCAUUCAGCUACGAUGGAAACGGAGCUGAUACUUUCUUUUGGGCUGGCGCGUCCAAUCGGCCCGGCCCUCAAGGUUUCAUCUUGCCAGACGAAUGGGGCAAAACGAAUAUCCUCGAUCGAUACUUCAACAAGGAUUUCACUCUCACUCUACCGGACAAUAAGAAAAUAACCGAUGUAAAAUGGUUUGCUGUGUACGAUCUGGGAAGCCAGAAUACGUUCGGAGAUGUAUAUAUUCCCGAAGAAUUCGAUCCACCAACACCACAGAAAAUCUCUCAAUUGACGAAACGAUCCCAUGGAGUGUCUUCUGAGCCUAUAAUAAUCAUGGACUCGAAAACUAUCAAAAUUCCAGAAUUCUCGUACGAUGGACUGGGAGUAGACACUUAUUUCUGGGUAGGUGUUGGUCCUCAACCUUCCAGCAAAGGGACGAAGAUCCCCGACGAGUAUGGCUACCUGGACGCACUUCGUGCUUACAAAGAGGAAGACGUGAUUAUUCAACUACCUGGAGACCUGACAGUCUUCAAUAUCGAUUGGUUGAGCGUGUUCGACGUGAAGACCAAGUCCAACUACGGCUCUGUUAUCAUUCCAGAUGGACUGAACGUACCCCCUUCGCUAGUAAAAGUGAUCAAGCACACGAAUCCUCUGCCGAAUUGUGUUCAACUUCACAAACGAUUUCAAGUCAGCUGGGAGAUCUUCGGUCCGCAGAUCACUGUGCAAUUAGCUGGCCAAGUCAACGAGGAUGAAUAUAUGGCCUUUGGACUUUCUGGUUCCGAAACUUCUAGCCAAAUGGAAGGCGCGGAUGUUGCGGUUACUUAUAUCGACGACACCAGAGGCUACGCUGUAGAUUAUAAUAUCACCGCGAAAGCACCGUGUGGAAAGGUGCUUGGUCAAUACAAAGGAGUCUGUAGGGACGAAUUAUUCGGUGGUCAGGAUAAUAACCAGUUGUAUACUGCUGUGAGAGAAGAUGGAAUUAAUAUUAUCACUUAUAGACGUAUGCUUACUUCGUCUGAUCCAGGAGAUAAGGAAUAUCCAACAGAUCGGCCAAUUUACGUGGUAUGGGCUUUGGGAAGAUUGGACGAGAAGAAAGAGCCUAAUUUCCACGACGUAUACCCAAAGAGUGAUCUGAAAUUAGAAUUGGCUCGUUCGGAGCCUGAGAAUACAUGCAUGGAUUUCACAGAAAAUAACGAGAAGCUAAUAGAACCUUGGGAGAAGGCAGAGAUAUUCGACAGAAGUAUUAGAACAUUUAAAGCCACGAUUGGUCCUUCUGGAGGCAAAAAGGGUUACCAAGGAAUUACAGGACAAACCUCUACAGGUUUAGCGUGGUAUAUCGAGGGCCAAUUGGUACCCGAAUUGUACCUGCGUAGAGGAUUAACUUAUAACUUCCGGAUUCAUGGAGGAAACAAUCCUCAUAGCCCGAAUUUGUAUCACCCAUUGAUCAUAACUAAUGAACCACACGGUGGAUACGAUAAGCUCAGUGAUGCAGCGCAGAGUAAAAUUAGAGUUCUGGCUGGCGUAGAGUUCACCAGGAGAGGUCAACCGAGACCAACUGCAGUUGGACCACUUUGUUUGAGCAAACAUAACGAUCGAGAUCGAAGAUUGGACGAUGACUUUACAACGUUCAGACAAUUUAACAGAACGUUACUGAGCACAUGUGAACCAGGGGAAGGUGGAGUCUUAGAAGUUACACCGAACUCUUCGUGGCCAGAUAUCGUGUACUAUAAUUCGUUUACCCAUGCAAACAUGGGCUGGAAAAUACACGUAGUGGAUGCUUACUCGAGAAACAUCGCGGCUGUACGAGAAUUAUCGUUACUCGUCGGAAUAACGGCUGUGUUUUUUCAUUUGUUAUAAAGCUAGAUAUAUGAGUAAAUUG
Molecule: messenger RNA, 2062 nt
Organism: Habropoda laboriosa
Lineage: Eukaryota; Metazoa; Arthropoda; Insecta; Hymenoptera; Apidae
Gene: knk
Product: protein Skeletor, isoforms B/C
Exons: 13
Coding region: 1-2040 (679 amino acids)
Source: RefSeq, a predicted model, not a curated record